Messenger RNA from Spirometra erinaceieuropaei, 41440 nucleotides. NCBI's taxonomy places the organism in Eukaryota, Metazoa, Platyhelminthes, Cestoda, Diphyllobothriidea, Diphyllobothriidae. The record is from the annotation of a GenBank genome assembly.
AUGACCCUUGAUGAUGGAGGCGAGCCGCCGAAGAAGGUGUUGGCUCUGUGUUUACCCCGGUGCAACGAAUCUCAGGCCACGGCAGGACAGAACUUGCUCGAUUUCCUCAAAAAGCGUCUGUCUCAUGUCCAACUCCACUAUCACGAAUUCAUUGCUGAACUCGCCUACCUUCAAGGUGGAGGACUCCUAACGGAGUUUGAUUCAUGGCGUCGGCAGCGUCCCCAGGAGUUGAUGCAUGCCCUCUGUUCGGGACAUUUGGAUGCCGAAGACCUCAACAUCAUCAGCUCCUUUGUCUCAGGGUACCUGGCUUUUCACGAAAUCUUCCCAGUUGAGGCAGACCAAACCGCUUUAGAAAACCUUGAGACUGAUUCCGAUGAGGACGAUGUAGGUCGUUAAUCUUUUCCUAUUCUCCCCUUUGAUACUUUUUGUGGUAAAAGAAGUUGCAUGCCUGCAUGAUCUUUAUUUCCAAGUACAUCUUCUCUCCAUGCACGCUCAGGAAAGUGUAGCUAGUGGCUACCUUGAUAUUAUCUGUGCUAGGUAACUUAUAGUCGAACGCUUGCCUAGCAUAUUGGAAAGAAAAUAUGACCCGCUCUCUUGUUCGAGGACUGAUAGAAGCAAUCGUACACCUGAAGGUUGACAGGUGGUUUGCCUGUCAUUCAUAAUGUGUCUGCGAGGCUUUGUAGGGUGCAAAGUAUCUGGAGCUAUUUUAUGUUACUAUUCAGAUGAUCACAGGCCUGUUUAACGGACAUGUGAUCGGGCAAUUUAACGCCGGCUUCAGAAGUCUAUGAGGCUGUGCAUUAUCGCUUUUGAGUAUGUUCCGUGCCAUCUCGUACCCAGUGUGAUGCAUUUUCAUGCGAAAUUCCCCUCUUUUGUUCGACGAAGGAUGACUAGACCAAUUCUCAUCUCUGUUAUCUGUGCACGCAUCUAUCCUUUAUUACAAUACACAAUCGGUUUACUUAUUUAUGUGACAUUUAGCAGAGCUUUAGUCCUUCUGGAUCACAACUCUCUCUUAAUUUUACUUGGUACGGGUGCGAUCAUGCCUGAUCUAGCCGGCCUCGAUGAUGUCCCUUAUUGUACCUCUCCGUGCGUGACGGUCCGCGGCAGCAGAUUUGGAUAGUUCAACCCAUUCUCUUCGCCAGCAUCGGUGACCGAAUACCGAAGGUCCAAGAACCGCCUCUAUGUCCUGACGAACUGUGUCGAUCCAGAUUUCGAGUUAACCCCCCUCUUUGACGCCUCCAGUAGGGUAACGGUGUCAGUAACACUGAGCUCCUGGGGUGGACGACGAAAGACAUGCGCAAACCACCUCAGUCGCCUUUAUUGGAUGGCCUGGGUUAUCCUUGCGAUGUUGUCGCAACGAGUGUGGAUUGUCAUUUGAGACGAAGUCGUCGCACUUCACUUAUCUCACGGCUAACCUUCACCUUCAGUUCCACUAUCCGCCACCUGUGGACGCGCCGGCUAGCCAGCAACCCGUCUUCCCAGGUUUAGAGUGUGUGAACAAGGGGUGAUUGGAACACUUACUAAAAGCAUGCCAUAAGUGUUCUAGUGUUGGUCGCAGCACACAAAACUAGUGAGGUAUUUACGUUCUCGUCGUCAGCUAUUUCUGCCCUUUGUGUGUCAACCCUGCAAUAAAACGUGUUUGCCCCUUGACGCUGUUUCUGAAUAGGACUUUUUACUGUUUUUUAAUCUUAUAAAUAGCUACCAGAAACGAUGUUUGGUAGUUUCAACUAUAAAGGACGCUAAAACGCUCGGUACUCCAGCAGCUACUACCGAUGCCUUUCAGGCCCAGUAGGAGGGCUGCACUUUGCGCAUACUUCUGCCAUUUUUGUGGCUGAUAGCGUGGCCUUCAAACCCCCCGACCAACUGUUUCAGACACAACGUGCAAAAACGUUGUCGUCUUACUAUAGGCAGUCUAUCUUUACACUCGACAGCCCUGUACUUGAUCUGCUUACGGAGCUCUUGUCUCCCUUAUCUCAAAUGCUCAAAGACAUCGUGGGCCCUGGGCUUCGUGCUAAUUUUAAAACGGAAGAUACUAUGCUACUUCACCCACCUAGUAUCCCGGUUGCACUCCACCAGAUCUCUUUAUCCGUUUCCAUGUCGAGACGGUUUCAUCCGGCCGUUGCGUUUCAAAAUAUUUCCUUAUUUCGUGACUCGCUUCAUUCUGCCCCUUUCCGUGUCCUGCGUUACUAAGCUCUCUAUCGUGUAUGUUAAAGGAUGGGAAGUAUGUGUAUGUCACUCCACUGCAGCACAAUACGUCAAAAUUUUCAAUUUGAUCUUACUGUAAAGGGGGAGGUAGGGUCGCUGUUUGUUUUUUCCACAAGGGCUUAGCGCACCUAAUCGAUUAGCAACGAAAUGUAACCGGUUCUUUUUUGCAAAUCGGGUACAUUGUCCUGCCGCACUAUGUGCCGGAGUUCACUAAACAUUCAUGCAUACUUUUCAAGUUGGCGUCUGUACCACGCACUGAUUUAUUUUCCUAACCUGUCUGAUUUUCAUUAUUCAUCGGGUGCGUUGAUGAGGUUGAAAAAAAACGACUUAUUAUGAAGUCGCUAAAUCACUCAAGUUAUCCAUAAACGCUGGGGAAAAAAUCGUAGUGUUUUUGGACUUCAUCCCUGACCAGGUGAAGGCAUCACGUUAAAGAUUAAUAGCUGUCGGUCUGAAGAAGCAGGUGAUCUCAGAUACCUCAGGGAAAGGCUGCUGCUGCUGCCGAAUUGGCAGGAAGGACGACAUCGUCGACAAAAUUGAUACUUCUCUCAGGGUUUUCCCUAUCGUCACAGAGGCUCGCGUUUACCGGGCAUCCGUCCGAUACGAUUACGAAUGCUGGGCCGUGCGCUUGGAAGAGCAAAAAUUCGAGGUGUUUGAUCAUCGCUGCUUGAGAGCCAUACUUCGAGUGAGGUGCGCCGGCAUCAUCUCAAACAAGACCGUCCGCCCGUGCUGCAACACAAAGGUGUGUCAGGUCGUACAUGAAAGACGACUGAUGUGGUUUGUGCACAUUAUUCGUCGUCCGCCUCAUGAUCUCACUGUUUCUGUCAUCGAUCCGGCACCGUUUCCCACGUGGCGGCGUAAAAAAGGUCAACUCAAAACCUGACAUGGCACACGAAGUGGUUCUUGGACCUUUGGCAUUCGAUCUCCAUCAUUGGAGGCGAGAAUGGAUCGAGCUUGUGGCAGUCUGUGAUAGUGGUUGUUAAUUUCACUCCCACCUGAAGUCCAACUCGUCUUUCCCCUUAAACGUCUUUUCGAGUUUUUUUCUGCAGUUCAAUUUUGCAUGAACGUGACGACAAAUUUUGCCCAUUUAACUUUAUCAAUGCCCUCUUUAAAUUGCAGCUAAAAACUGUCACGUCUCCUUAUAGCGUUGUCUAGAUGAAGCUGCAAUCGGUAGUGUCGUUCGCAAAGAAGUUGAUACCCUUCGCCGAGUGAUGGAGCUAAAACAACGGGGUUUGUGGUCACGUGAUGUCUCCUCCCAGUUCGGUGGAGGGGGCGGAGAUAAGUCGAAGCCCUCACUGUCUUCACUUGCUCCUCCGCCUGAGUUGACCCGAGCCAAAGACCACUCGGACUACCUCUUUGCCGAGCUCCACUGGCUUGCUGAGGAUUUUAAGAAGGAGCGCCAUUGGAAGAAGGUCUCCGCUAAAAAGGCAAGAAUCUUCCUCACCCCGUUGCUAUUUCUCGUAUUUGCUGGUAGUCCGCUUCUCUCAUUUGCCUUUUUCCCCUGAUGUAAAUACCUUCAGCUUGCCUACGCCGCCCUCAAAGUCCACCGCGAGAAAGCGGAGCGCUCACAAAAGGCCGAAAGGGAGGAGAUGAUUCGGGUACGCAAGCAGUGUGCCCUGAUUGCGCGCCUUGUUCGCGAAUGGUGGCGCCAAAUGGAUAAGGUGCGUCCCCUGUGUUUGACCUCCAUGUUGCGACUACGUAGAAUCUUUCGACUCCUUUGAUGUGCACCCUGUUCUUAGGGUUAAUUUUUUGUUUUCCCGUGUUUACGCUCUCGCAGUCGGAGCUAUCAUGUGCGCCUUCCGCUUCCUCUUACCAGAUUGUACAGGCCAAACAAAAGGUUCGUUUGACUGCAAAGCACCAACAGGCUAUGAACACUCACCUGGGUCACGUCAUCGAGACGACUGAACAAUACACCCUCUGGCUAACAGAGGGCAUUACCGGCACUUCAGCCACUCAAACCAACCCGUCUGCAGCCAAUGAGUCCGAGGCGACUGCUGGUGAGCCUGCCUCUGAACCAUCUGGGUCAGCCGAUCAACGGACGUCGUUGAAAGAUGGCAUACCUAAUGACGACUCUGAUAAAGAGUUUACGGUACGUCGACAAUGUGGACGCUGAAUAUAUCCCCUUUUUAAUGCAUCACGUUCUGGAGGUCGUGUGGAAGUAAAGCCCGGGCACUGGCCAACGGGGUAAGUACAUGAUUUCUUUGCACAUCGUCGUUUGACAGCAAAACUCGUGUCGUCGCGGUUGCUCUGACACUGUGUGCGUCAUAUUGGCUCCCGGGAACCUUUCGUUGUCGCGAACACUAUGUAUCCAGCAUUGAUAAGUGCUUCUGACAAAAACAAGGGAUACUGGAGUUGUCACUUGUGAUUGAUUCGCUGCAUACCUGAUUACUACAGCAGUUCAUACUGGGUGGGUUCUGUCGUUUAAAACGCGUCUGUGGCCGUCCAGAGAAAAAUCUACAGCCUCGACCACCGUUUUUGCGAACCGAUAAGGGACGACGUAGUCUCCAGGAUGGUCUAAUUUGGCCUUUGAGAUACAAGAGGCCUCUUGCGUCUUCCCUCAGUGGCGACAUCCGGAUUAAUGGUGGACGAACCGCUUUGUUCGCUCUUGGUCACUAGUACUGUGGAAUUAGCAUUCUUUGUUGCCCGUUUUGUAGAUCUCCUUUAGCGUGCCCUGAAUAAUUUAUCAAUAUGUCAUUCCGAGUAGGACAUUCAACGGAGUGUCUUCCACCUUAUAAAAAUGGGGAUUUGGCGUUAAUUCCUACUCUGUCUCUGUGUGCGUAGGUAGACAGCCUUUCAGUGCUAGUGUGUAGGUGUAUGUGUGUGCCAAAGGAAAUAAACCUCUUCACCCUAGAGCGUCCGCCCCUGGCUCUAGUAAAGACGUUGGUGCUGUUUUCACACGUGUUAUCCCUUGUAUUCAGGCUGAUGCCGCGGCUUUCGAGGAGUCCGAGGACGACGAAGAGACAAUCGCAAAGGAGGAGGAGAUGGCGCAACAAGAGCUGGAAGCGCAGGGUAUCUGUCCUUCCGAGACUCAGUCGGCCGAAAUUGAGGCACUCUGCAAGGAAGCUGAGACCUCUAUCAUCGACCUCCUUCCGCCUGGCUACCUGGAACACCUGCACCAAGAGCUCGAUUCCGACGUCCAGGCGUCCACUUCUUCACCUCCUUCCGUGGAGCCAAAUGAUAGUGCUCCGGCUUCUCCCGUUAGUUUAAACCCUCAUGCCUCUGCUUUCAUUUUCAAGGUCCUCUACGCCGUCCCUAGCCGGAAGCACGGCGUUUUUGCAGUUUUGGUCCCCUCCCCCCCCUCAUAUUGAUUCGAAGUUGUUUGACAGGGCGGUGAAAAGUGUACGGAAAUGUUACUAUCGUACGGCAUCAUGCCCGUUGGAAUUUUCACCCGACAAAAACCAUCCGAGUUGCGAGAGUGGGUGGGGCGCUGAUCUAGCAGAUAGGGCCGACUGCCCUCUUUGGGCACAAAGAGUGGAAUUGCUAUGCCGCAGUUGGAGGGCCAUUAGCGUGCCGUUGCGUUCUAUAUUUCAACUUCCCGAACCUAGGCGAUGCUUAGGUCUGUUCGGCUGCGCAGGUGACUCAGCUAGCUUAUGGUGCCCCAAAAGCCCAUGAAGAACAAUGCCACCGGUUAUUUUAUUCAAUUGAGGACGAGAGGAAGGACUAGAACCGUUGCCGGUAGCUGGUCCCUUGGGUGUCAAACUUCACGUUGGCAUUAGUCCUCGGCGUCGCGUUCCCCCACUUCCCCUGCGCGUCCAAUCAAAAUCAUACAAGUAGUACCUCAUUCGCGACCUUUAACCCGCCAAUCGGGAUUGAAAGCUGUCGGUUUUUCGGUUGCGCAUUCUGUGGACUUUUACUUGAAUGAACUCGAUGCAUCAUCCCCCUUCCAUUCCAUCUACUUUUUUUCAAUCUCAGCACUAUGCCUUGUGGAGGAUAUGUACUCAUGUUUCAUCUGAGAUGCAUCGCCUAAUCUCACGCUCACCGCUGACCUCUGCAGCUUCAAGCGCUUCCUAUUUGCGAAAGAUAACAAUAAGUGCACAGACGGCCAGCAUGCGCGAAGGGGUUGUCAUGAGUCGAGUAGAAUGCCAUUGCAAAGGUCCACUAAUUUUGGUUCUUUGACUCCGAGACUCGAUAUUGUCAAUGACAACCUAUAUGCUGAUGGAGCAACCUUGGACAUAAAAUGUGUCCAGGCAGUCGCAUUAUGAUCCCUAUUUUAACGAACUUUCUCUCCUAUUCGGAAGGUUAUAAGUCGCGCGUUAGUAGCUUUUUAAAAACUCUGGCCUACUCGGUCCCGUUUUGAAGCAAACGAGGCCUCUGUGUGGUCAUCCUCCGAAUCAGGUGUUUCUUCCCUCUCCCCUCCCCGCUUCCAGUAAGGAUACACCAGGUUUUGCCAACGAGGAUGGGUCAUUGUCUGUGAUUCUCCACCGUUUUUGUCAAAAGUGGACAGCAAUCAUUGUAAAGUCUCUUCUUGCUUGUCCACUUUUACAUCACCUCUUUCUAACGGCCGGUGUUGGUGGUUAUGCUUCUAUCACAUAGACUAAAGCAGAACUAGCGUCAGAAUCUGCCAAGCCGGAGAAGGACGCAGCUUUUGUGCCCGACCCCAAUGACAGUUCCUCCGAUGACGAGGCCACCAUGGCCGAGCAGGAGGCUCACGAGGCUGCCGUCCGAGUUGCUGCCUCUGCUGAGGACUCGGGCGCUGGACCGUCUCAGGACGCAACACAGGAGGUCAAUGAUCUGGAGGCAGAAGCCGAAAUGCCUCUAGAGGACCUUCUUGCCCGCUACGGUCUUGAUGCGGCUGGUUUGGGUCGAACGUCGACCGAAACGGAGGAAGACGGACAAGCAACAAACGAGGAGCGGGCAGGGGAAAACAAAGAAGACAGCGAUAGUGACCACUCCGGAACUUCAAGCGAUACCCCCUCUUCCUCGAGCAGUAGUAUCUCCCAUGAUGGCGACAGUGAGGCUUCAGAUAGAGAAGCUUCGUCGCCGGAGAGUGAGGAGGAUGAUGUAGGCCUCGAAAAUCUACUAGAUGACGCUCCGGACAAGAACGUUCCGAACACCAAUGACACGAAGACAUCACCUACAUUACAACAGUCUCAAGCCACCUCGAAGGUAUUUUUUUUUAAAUUCUGACCACCUGCGAUGUCUCACUUGUUAUUGGCUAACUAAUCACCUCCAAAAACGACCGUCGUACUUUGAGGGCACGUCACAAAUGUUGCUUCUUUCGGGGGGGUGAAUCUGUGUGCAUCCGACAGGAGCCCAGGCAGGACACUUCAUCCGCAGAUGGCCCUUGCUGCUGUACUUGAAAUCCGCUAGUUUCAGGCUGGCCGCAACGUCAUGCAGACAAAGUAUAGUUUUUGUUCUGUGGCCAGGUCCUUUAUUGCUUUAAUCGAUUCUAAAUGUCGGUUUAGCGGUCCACCGCCCCACAAAUUUCAUUCAAAUUCAACUCCAUUUAAGUGUUCAUGUUGCCGUCGGCUUUUCUCAAAGGCCUGUCAUCACAAUCUCCGUCUUCCUGUAGUUCUUUUCGUCCUCCCAUUUCACGUAGGUUGGCUGUGCUGUUGGGCAUUGGAUUGCCUUCAAUAUUCGCUUUGACUCGUAGAUUCAAAGGGCUUCCAUAAUACUUGACAGGACAAAGCGUUCAUGAUUUACCAGUUAAUGUAUUAGUGGUUGUAGAUUGCGCAAACGGCGAACACCACUGCUGCCGGGGCGUAUGUUUGGUUAUAGUAAAGCAGACUUGCGCCGCGUCUGUCUUACUCUCUUCACGCCAUUCUGUCUUCCCAUAGCAAGACGGAGAAAGACAACUGGUACGUGCACAGGCCCGAUACCUGACAAAACACGGAUCAGUAUUCAGUGAACGAGGAAGUAAGUGGGAAUGCCACUAGGGUUACAUUUAGAAGGAGCCAUUGCAGCCUGACCCCCAGCUCUGAUCAGGACCAAGUUAUCCUGUCAAUUGGCAACCUUACAAAUCUGGACUCGUAUUGUGGCAACGUGAAAGCUCAUUUGGUUGUUUAUAAAGAGGACGCAACACUGUUAGGGGUUAAGGCAACUAUUUCUCAACCACUCAAAGUACAACCGCGCAUUCCCAGAUAGCUUUUCUUUUGCAUACAAUUACUUGACCUCGUCGUCUGUGCGUUCCCCGAUCCCACCUGUAAAAACCCCCAUUACCACCGGUCCAGUAUUACAGGCGACUGGAGUUUCUUUGCCUCAGGUGCGGCUGCAUAACCAUAUCUGACCUAACACAGUUAUUCUCAGGCUUGGCCGUCAGGCUACUAUGUGGUCUUUGUAGCACCCACAGGAGAUCCAUGAGCCCUCUUUUUCUUUGCAGUUACUGACUAAGUCGUGUCUUUCACGCGUAGACAGUGUCAGCCAGUGCGUCCAUCCCCAUUUCCAGUCGUCUGGGCUAUUUUACCACUAGAACACAAUUUGACAAGUGUGUGUGUGGGGUUGGUGCAAUGGGAGCCUGCUUCGCCGUCAGAAUAUUCACGCACAAGUCACUGCUGCGUCGUCGACUCCAUGAUGGACCUCGUCGCUAGAACCGUGUCAGGUCAUCCAUAAGGCUACCUCAAUUUGGCUGUUUUUUUUUUACCUGGACUUGCCGUGCAGUUAUAAGCACUGGCGUAAUUGUGUCACUCUUGCUCUCUGCCUCCACCUCACCUACAUAUCACUGUAUCAAUCGCAGUUGCUCUUAGGAUCAUCGGGUGUUUAACUAGUCAGUACCUGAAAAGGUCAUGGAAUCCCCUUUCUAGGUGGCCUACCGGCGUUUGCGUUUUUGUCAUUGAAAUCCACCAGACACUGCUCAGACUGUUAAAGAAAUUAUGUAAUUCGUUCACCCUUCUCAGAUUCUUUUACAGCGCAUCUUUUGUCCAUCAAGCUUAAGAUUCUGUUGAACUGGUAUUUGAAAUAAGUCCGGUCUAAUUUUUUUCUGCCUAUUUGAAGCAGGUCUUUCAUACUUAAAUAUCUACCACUUACAUCGGGCUUGCCCAGUCUAAAUAGGUUACCACUAUGUCUUUGAUGUAUUUUUGAGUCGAGGGGUUUCUGCAUUUUCUGGCCUGAUCAGUUCGACCAUCGGUUUCGAUGAUGUCCACCGUGUGCCCCACAGUUGCAACAGCAAUGGGAGCAGGGAUGGUGACUUACGCAGGGGUUUAUAGUGCCGGUAGACUUGCGUAGCAUCUGCCUACACUCCCUCCUCCUCCCGAGCCCGGUGUCAAGACAGAGUCAAGAAGACCGGAGACGAGAGAGGCCGCAGGUGGAUGGCUCGGUCGGAUCCUCACCUUGGCGUUCCACCACACCCCCUGGUCCACACCACAAUAACCAGGAUUUCAACCAACAACAGAGAUUUGGAGGCUGGCACGGCCGAAGCCGCACCUGGGCGUGCCGCCAACGCCUGGCUCGGAUCCCACACUGUGAUGGAGUGCCAUAAAGGCCACAUUAAAAAGGGGCCAUUGCAGCCUGACUCUCAGACCGCCUCCGGUCAAGGAGGAGGUCCAAGUUACCCCGUCAGUUGGCAACCUUCCAAGCCACGGCUUUUAGCGCACCGUGAUAGCUUCAAGCGCGUCAGAUUGUUUAUAGUGAGGAGAAAGUGCGCUGAGUCGUCGACCUCAAUCUCCCUUCCCACUCCCACGCCCCAGCCGCUGUCCGAGCCGGUCAGCAGACUGGAGUGGGGAAUGGGCGCGGUGGCUGUCAUGGUCGACUGACCAUGACUGCGCGCGCCACGGCACGACCUGGCCCCCCAUACACACAACACCAGGAUUUCACACAACGGGGGUUGAACGGCGUGUCUCUCACUUGCGUGAGAGUGCCGUGGAAGGUGCUGUUUCAGCCCGUUCCCAGCUUACCAGUCCGCCACUCCACACAACACACACACACAACGCGACGAACUGCGUGAGCCGAGAGCGGGCGUCAAUCAGCAACCUUCCUAUCCACGACGCUUGACGUGUCGGGAUAGUCUCGGACUCAAGUCACCCGUGCAGCCGAAGCCGCAUGGGGACCGAGGGCCUGAUCAGUAGAAAAUCAGUGUAUGCCAAAGUGUGGUAAUGGUGAUUCAAUGGCACACGACACUCCUACUUGAAGCGUUUCAGUAAAGAGCCUGUGUAGCAUGAAAGUUUGAAUCUGUGAGCAACAGCUUCGCCGCUUUCUGCCGACUAAUCCCGUAUCUACAACUGUAGAGGCAUGUAACAUUCAUGGGAGGCAGGAAGCCAAGGAACUCUGAGAAGUCACCCAUAAAGGAACCCCUUGACAGUAUCCUUAGCCAAUGGGCCGGAAGAUCUAUGAUUCUUUGAUCGGGAAGAGAGUCGCUGUCGAUCUUGUUCAGUGGUUGCCUCAGCUGGUCGGCCGCCUUUCCUCCCCAACUCAGGAUUCACUUGAGACUGCUAGGUUAGAAGAGUCUUGAAUGAUAUUACAGUUCCAUCCACUUUUUUUACUGUCAGAACGAUGCAGAACUAAAUGCCCUUACCGCGGAUGCGAUUAGCGCGCAGCCACAGGGGAACACUCUGGCCGCUACGAUGGUCAACGUGAAGACACCAUUUCUGCUGACCGGAACCCUGCGAGAAUACCAGAUUGUCGGCCUGAGCUGGUUGGCCGCGAUCUAUGAAAAGCGCCUAAACGGCAUCCUCGCGGACGAGAUGGGCCUGGGCAAGACCAUUCAGACUAUCGCCCUGCUGGCCCAUCUGGCCUGUGAACUGGGGAUCUGGGGGCCGCACCUAAUCGUGGUGCCCACCAGUGUCAUCCUCAACUGGGAGGUGGAAUUCAAGCGCUGGUGUCCCGGCUUCAAAAUCCUCACAUACUUCGGCAAUCUGAAGGAGCGCAAGUUGAAACGAAAGGUGGGUUCCAUUUGACGUGCCUUCUGUUGUGAAGACGUUAUAAAUAGGUAUUAUAUCUUCCCGUUGCUGGUCUCAUUGUCUAACUCUCUGGGUCAUCGUAUAACCAAAUUAUUCCUAUCUCCGUGAAAACUGCUGGGCUGUUAGCACUUCUAGGAAAAACGCCUCCUUCAAGGGUUUUCGAAACAAUAAGACUUGUGUUGGGAUUAUUUAUGCUCUGCACUUGCCUUCUGAUUAAAUGAUGCUACACCGUAAAAUGUAGAUGUCCAGUUUACUGUUGCUGCAAAUGCUAGUGAUACCAACGGCGAGUGUACUCACGGGCCUGCGCUCAGUACACCCGUUAAUUCGAGUAAGGGUGUGGUCAUUGAAUUUGAGGACACCCUAGUUUACUUUUGUACAAUCUGGAGGGUGGCAACUGGUUUCACGCUACCCUCCAAAAAGUCUCGUCAACCCCUGCGUAUUCUCAUGUGUUACGGAGGGCAACUGUUUGAAACAACCCAGAAAUCGGAUAAUAGUCGUCACCAGUUUGGUCUCAUCCAGGAGUGAUUAGGUUUCAAUUCUAUUAACGCACGGUUUUGCGUAGGCUGGAGACUGUUCUUGUACCACGAGCGCAAAACCAUAACUGCAGCAUGUUUUUGGUUACCCUGCACUGUUGAUCUCACACCGACUUUACUUUUUUUUCAGGGAUGGACCAAAACUAACGCCUUUCACGUUUGCAUCACGUCCUAUCGUUUAGCCAUCCAGGAUAGCGCCGCGUUCAAGAGGAAAAAGUGGAAAUAUCUGAUCCUUGACGAGGUGUGUUCCUUCCCUGCAUUUUACGUCUUAUCAUUUUUCCUAUGCCUCUCUGACCACUAAUUACUGCAUUAGCAUCCACCGGGUAGGCUUGACCGUUUGUAUUCGACUGACAGUGCAUCUGUGUCAUGCAUCGACACGAAAUCAGCAAAACACAUGUAUCAGCGGUCUCAUCUAGUACCUAUGCUGUCAGUACCGGGAAUCAUUCAGUGUUUUUAUACCACUGAGUGCCUGUUUGCAUCUUGUAACUAGCACGUGAUUAUUCCAUUGAAUUUCGGCUCACAUGGUCAUCUCAGCCCAUAGUUAGCGCAUUACUUCAAGAGAAAAAUAGAAAGGGCAACAUUGAAAACCGGAAGAUAUGUCAGAAAGCACAUUGAGAAUGCGGUGGGUACACUGAUGGGCGUCGAACACCUCGCAGCUGCAUCAUGCAGCGGCACAAGAUUGGCGAAAUACGCGUGUCUGGGUCUUUGUCUACUACCCAUGCUGAGGGUAUGGUGGACUAUUCGGUACGGACAGUUUUGAUGUUAACACCACGUCCACUUGGUGCAUACCAGUUGGCAAUGUGAUUACCUUGUGCAGCGGACCUGAAACCAGGGCUUAGUCGUUCUCAAAACUGACACUCCCGAUGGCCUGGGCAUUGAUUCAUCUCACUUACCCUCCAGGUCUCGACCUGUUCCUCGAUGCAUACUGCGUUAUCAGAAGCAGCGCACCAGGGCAUGAGAAAUAUUAACCUGUACAGACAUAUUCAGUCAUAAGUAUAUCCCCAACUCUCAUUCGGAUGCUCGCAGCAUUUGGAAAUUCUCAAUUACCUCAGAACUCUUGCUAUCUUCCUAGGCUCAAAAUAUCAAAAACUUCAAGUCUCAACGGUGGCAAACUCUUCUCACGUUCACCAGCCAACGUCGUCUUCUCCUAACUGGUACUCCUCUGCAGAAUUCCCUCAUGGAACUCUGGUCCCUGAUGCACUUUUUAAUGCCGAACAUCUUCCAGUCUCAUAGGGAGUUUCAGGAGUGGUUCGCCUCACCCCUUACGGGUAAGUUUCCUUCUGGAUGGCAGCCUUCUUUGAUCGAUGCAGUACGUUGUUUUUUGUUUUUGUUUGAUUACGAGGGUAUCGGUUGCGCAGUUAAAAGAUGCACCUUGCCGGCGUAGCUGUCAGUGACUGUCCGCUCUCAUUUGUGACUACGUGUCCGUGCUCUGCACAACAGUCACACCCAGGCACGCUAAGCCGGAUGAGGGUAGCUAGCGUAUCAUCUGCCCCGUUUUAUUUCUCCGUAUGCCCAGUCUGGUUGGUGGAGUAAAUAAAAGUCAGUCGUAUUAUACCGUAAGUGGACAGGGCCUACGUCAAGUCAGCCACUAUGUCAUCCCUCCUGACCAUUUGAUCACUACGCGACCGCGAGGAGAGUGGGAUCAAUGCCAUCCAGUCCUCCCCCCGCGUAACUUCAUCUGUGAGUCGUUUCCACUACUCAGCUAUCUCUGCCACGAAUCCUAUCACCCCCUCCCCUUAAACAUCCAUACGCAGAUGGCGGUAUGCUACCUAGCCGGUUGUUCAGAUCAAUACUGGCCGUUUUCCCACCUCACCAGACAUAGGCCAAAGUGAAAUUGGACAACCGUCAGCGAUGUCUUUGGAGACCUAUUCAGGAACGCACGGCCUACACCUUAAACUGUCAUGAGGCCAGAAAAUGUGUCAUAGCCCAACGGAGGUUGAUGCCGUUUGCAAAGCUGCCCGCAGUUGUUGUAAGUGGCACAUGCGGUCACGAAACACAGGCGGCCAACUGGAAUGUUACGGACCUCCUUGCCUUCCCCCCCUCUUUUCAUUAGAGUAACUUUGUUCACUUUGUUAGAUUGGGAUAGUCGUUCUUUUUUGACAACCCUAUAGCCGACUGACCAGAAGGGGAGGGGGGACAGUCCUGUUCCUUCGAGCACUAGUCCGAUACAAGGGUAGAUAUCGCUUCUCAGGGUAGGUGUCGGAUACGUCCUCUUUUGGAUCGAACUCCCAAAACCGAAACGUCUAUACGCUGUGGUCGCCUUCGCCACCAGAAAGGGCUCCGUGUCAUAAGAGCGAGGUUCCCACGCUGUGAGUUUUCCAGAAGUGAUCUUGCCAUGACAAGCGUUGACGACCCAAAGGAAAGGCGCUAAGAAUAUUUGGGUGAAUUUUUCUUUUCGUGCUAACAGCAAGCAAGUGAGUUGCGGUGUGGAUGGCGUGCUGCAAUGUCCAUCACUAACUUUUAGCAUCCUUCCCCUCCAGGAUUUGCGCUUCCUCCAGACUGGUGUUCAGUUUGAUGCUGAGAUUUAGCUUUCAGUUCGAUAAAUUCAAUUGUUUCAAUAUGCUGCACACUAGCUGUUAUUCACCGUCGAGGUGGUCUACGAGGUUGGAGUCUUAGCCUCGUCUUUGAGAAGACCAGAUUUCGAUGGGUCAAGCAUUCGACGCGACACACCGCGUUUCACGCUAGUACUGGCUAAUCGCGUUUCUCGAUGAGCACACAAUCUAGCAAGUAAUAAUGACACGACCGACAAUGUACAGUGAGUGACCGAUCACAUUAACUGUUGGCCAAAAUCCUGAAAUGCGUUUUCGGUUAGAUAGGAUUACUUAAGUGGAGUCGUAAUGUUGAUUAUCAUACGGUAUAAUCCUAUAGCAUUUCGGACAGUCAUUAUGUUGGACAAUCAUCUGACCGACAACUGAGAGUCCUUGGCUGACUGUAUAUGCCACUUAUACAUAUUGAGCUUCUAAUGACCUCUCUAAUGACCUACUCGGUAUCCCUUCAUCGACUCACUUCCGCCUGCGCGCAGACUCGACAUUAAACUGAACUCUAAACAUCUUUACCGAAUACCGUGGCACAAAUAAGUGGCUGUAUGUUGCAGAUUUUCCUCAUGUCUUCCUCAACGGUCUAGAGUUCUCGGUAUACUAAAACAGUAGAUUGUUCACUUGCACUACUACUGCGUGGAAAAAUACAUGUUUAAGAGUCAGAAUUUUGUAUGACCCGAAACACCAUGGGACUCUUCUCAUGACCUCACAUACUCAGGUCGGGAAACCUAUGUUCAUUUGCGCCUAGACUGUUAGGCCUCAGUCAUCCCCACGUGAAGGAAAGCCUUUUCCAAAAAGACUCCUAACAGCGCACAUUCCUGAUCUAUUGCGGUGUUGGAUAAAUUUUUCUGGCCUACGGCACACUCAACGAAGCGAGCUUUUAUCAUGCGGCAUCUAUUAGAUUUCAUUUCGUCCCCUCCAAAUGCCUCCGUCGCAUUAGGACCGUGGUCUGCCCGGGCGGCAUUCAGUAAUCACGUGUUACCAUCCUCCGUAUCUUUCGAACUGUCCUGUCCACUCCGCAUACUGUGUGCUUGUAUUUCUCAGGCACGUGCACGUGAAGUGGACGUAAAGCCGAGCUUUUGUCGGUUACUCUGCCCAUUGACUCGAACUUGGCCACGGUAGCCAAGACGGUGGUUGUGGUGCUUGCUGCGCGUUACUUUGGCUCUAUGCCAAAAUCGUAUGUUGCCACCUGUCAACUAACACUUUCAUUAGUUGAUCAUCUGAACAGGAUACACAAUUUUUCACGUGUCGGUUCCUUUUGUGUGCUUUCGCGCCUGUGGUGAUGCCGUUGGCUAUGUGAACAUCUUACUAGCCCUUCGUUGGGUAUUAAGACUCAGUGUAUUGACGGCUCUCUUGAAAGCGUCCUCUGUGAUUGUUUACUACCGUCUGAUUAGGUGUUAUCCUCUCAUUUUGAACAGUUUUUGGGGAAUUCUGUCAGCUGUUAUGUUGUUUAUAGUGCGCAGACGGAUGAAAUAGUCGAAGUUAUAGUUGCCACAGAAACCGACCGACUAUAUUGGAGUAGCCGUCACCUCUGCAACCCUGAGUUUUUAUAAUUUCAGACACUCUUGACUUCUAUGCAUACAAAAUCGCCUUGUCAUAUUUCCGACGUAGAUACCACCUCAACUUUCUGGAAAGAAAGCGGUGGCAUGCGUGAAUUGGUUUGUCGUAGAAAACCCUAGUUUAAUCUCCAGUUGACUGUACUUGGACAAGCCACGUGUUUAUGAUAGCAUAAAAAGUGGGUGAGGUCGAUCCUGCCCAAAUCCAAUGCUUAGUCCCUCAGUCAUAAACAACCGAACGCGCUAGCAGUCGUGACCUUAAUCUCAACUGACGGCAUAACUCAAAUUUACACACGGUUGAGAGACAGGCUGUAAUGUGCUCUUCUUUGUAUGCCCUGUAUUGCGUUUUUGCCUCUGCGGGCUCGGAGAUCCCGUCCAUAGAAAAACUAGUGGUAUUGGGCCACCACUGUUUGAGGAGCAUCCUCCGAGUGAAGUACACCGACUUCGUCUCAUAGGAGACAGUCCACGCUCGCUGCGACAACAUCGCAAGGAUAACCCAGGCCGCCCAAGAAAGACGGCAGAGUUAGUUAGGGCAUGUUCUUUGUCGUCCACCUCACGAGUUCAGUGUUACUGCCCUCGGCCCGGAACCGUUGCCCACUUGGAGGCGUCGAAAAGGUCAACUCACAACCUGACUCGAUGCAAUCCGUCAACACAUGGAAUCGUUUCUCGGACCUUCCGUACUCGGUCUUCAGUGCUGUCGAAGAGAAUGGAUUGAGCUGUCCAGAGCGGGUGCCUCCUAUGGCCAUGCCUGGUGGGAUACAGUCCGUGAUAUCAUCGAGGUCGGCUAGACCAGACAUGAUUGCAGCCACACCAAGCACAAGCAUGCGUGUUGGGCUAAGGCCCAGGUCGCGCGCCGCACGCGUAAACGGGCGCUCAUCUCACCCAGCCACUAUGUUUACAUGCACUUCCAGUCGUUUUGACUUUGCCCUACCGCAGGAAUAUCGUAAGUGCGGGAAGAGAGUGUGGGGUAAAUGCCGCACUGCAUAAAAACUCGCGCAAGUCACGAUCACGUCAACUUCGUGAGUCGAUGGUAGGCCCUCUCGUUCCAUACUGUCAAGCGAUUGUGAUAAAGAAUACUUUGACAGCAUCUGAUUCACCUUCCUACAAAUGCUGCGUUUUAAUAGCCAGAUAGAGCCAAGACACCUGGGUGUUGAUAUUGACGCCGUGGCUAACGAAUCUAAAUUAGCAUCGUCACGUGACGCUCAGGAACCAGAUUUCGAGGAAGGGUGUCGGAUCUCAUAUUGAAGAUAGUUUCUGUUACUUACAGGAAGGGGCCAUUAAUGGCCAGCCGAGCUACCUGACUGCUGGCAGUCCCUCAAGCCACGGCUUCUAGCCCGCUAUGAUGCAUUGAAAGUGUAGGUUUUUCUACGUGCCACCCAGUUUUUUGCAUUCAGGUCAGCUGGAUUUUCAUCCUGGUGAAAACACUAGCCACGCAGUCGGCGUGGGCAGGGUUGCCUCAUUGUUGGCUUUACUCACGAUUCAUUCAUGCAUCAGUAGGGAGUUUUAGUCAAGCCGACUGGGAAUUAUGCGAUUAGAGUGCCUAUAGUGUCCCCGUUUGGGCCUUAAGUGACGUAUUUAUUCUACCCUCACCCUCUAAAGUAAGACCGUCAGCUGCCACCCCUCGUAGCUGCAUUUUUUUCCGCGUGUCAAAUCUCUUACAAUGAAGAAUGCGCUGAGUUGUCAUGAGAGGGCGGCUACCUCAGCACUGACUCCAUUCUUCCAUCUCCCAUGCAUCAUUGACCUGUCAAUCGACCGCUGAUGAGACUAUGCGCUGCGACUGACGUUACGUAGGGCUCUCUCUUGGACGUUCUUCCCCCUCGACCAUGAGCAAACAUGGCCCCUUCUUGGUUUAGCGCAUCAGCUGCGACGCCUGUUUCUUGACAAAUUCGACUAGGCGAAUGCACGACUACCCAUGAACGCGACUACUUAGCCAUGUGAGCUGGAGAAUACCUACUGAAAUUUGGGACUGUCAUCUGACUUAGUACUAAAGACUUUUACUCUUUCCUGUCGCCUUACUGCGCGUUCUGUCUUCGAUCACUUUCCAAACGCAUGCCGGACUGAUAUGCUACUUGCGAUUAGCGCACUCCUGGUGGGAGAUUCUUGACAAGAAGCAGAUUCUAUCUUUAUCAAUUUCACAUUUUCGCCUACUUGGGCUAUGUGGGUACCGUGCGUUUUGCAUAAAGUGAACCACACGGAAUGUCAGAAAAUGAAUGCAAAAGCCCGAUUUUCAGAGUGGUUUUUUCCUUUUUCAAGUGGAUUCUUAACUAACCCAUGCUAACUGAAGAAUGCUAUUUCGAACGACAGAAUCUGUGCUUACGCCGCUUCCUGAAGUAUCGAAUCUGUAAUGGGUGCCCUUUUGCCUUGGGCUCCUUUAUAUCCCGAGACUAAUUCGCUCUGUGUUGCGCAUCUGUGAGUUAUCCAUCUUAUCAAACAUGUAUACCCUCCUCCCCCGCUCCACAGGCAUGAUUGAGGGGAACAGUGAAUACAACGAGCAGUUGGUCAUGCGUCUGCACAAAGUCCUGCGUCCCUUUCUUCUGCGUCGUCUGAAGGAUGAUGUGGAGCGCCAAAUGCCCAAGAAAUAUGAGCAUGUUGUCAUGUGUCGACUAUCCCGACGUCAGCGUUACCUCUACGACGACUUUAUGUCACUCUCCUCGUGCGUACGCCACCAUUGUUUUAACCAAUACCCAGUGCAUGUAUUAAAUUGACUCCUAAAAAUGGACAAAAUUUCUUCUUUCUCUCUCCCUCCAUGCCUUCAGCACACGCGACACUCUUGCUUCGGGUCAGUUCCUCUCCGUUAUGAACAUUUUGAUGCAGUUGCGCAAGGUCUGCAACCAUCCCAACCUCUUCGAGCCCCGACCCAUCAUAUCGCCCUUUGUCAUGGGACCGGACGCCCUGAGUCUUGAACUGCCGCGUCUCCUAGCCGCCGCCUCUCACCCCUUUCUGGUGGUCAUGCCGAGGACUUGCGGACAAAAUUCACGCCUCGUAUUUCGGCCCUCAGCCUGGUCAGAUCCCGAUCUGGACUGGCUCGAUCGCGCUGGCGCUGCCGCCCGCCUCAUUGGCCAAACGCAAAAUCUAGCUGAAAUGGCUCGUGACUUGCCCGGCUUUGUGGCCAGACGAGUUAAUCAGCUGCGCGCGAAGCCUGCCCACAUCUCUAUCGUGGACACCACGGACACAGUGGACGACGGUAACGUAACAGUUCCUCCUGCUUCAUGUGACGCCCGAGGUGUAUGAGAUUUCGAGGCUAUGGAAGCAGUCACAGGGCUAUAUUGACACUUAAACCAAAUGCUUAGUUGUGCACAAGAUGGCCACCCUACCCAAAUAUCAGCACCUAUCUGUUGCUCUAACUAUUAGUGGUAAGCGCAGCAUCGUGCGGAAUCAGUUGACGGCGGCUGCCAUGUCUCGGCAACCCCAGUCAAUCGGAGUGUUAGUAAGAUAUGGUUAUGUAGCCUCACCUGAUGGUCAGAAUACUGUUGGGGUGGGGGUUAGCUCAACUAUUUCUCAACCACUCAAAGUACAACCGCGCAUUCCCAAUAGCUUUUCUUUUGCAUACGACCACUUGACCUCUUCGCCUGUGUAGUGGCACGUGUGAACGGGGAAUUCAUUAAUAGAUGCGAAGAGGCGAGAUCCAGAAAGUAGCCGCGAAGAAGGAGACACGAUCCACUAUCCUUAUCAGGCUCUGUCUCUGAUGAUGGAUUCGACUGAGAAACCGAAACUUCAGGCUAAUAAUGCUCUUGUCCCAACGAUCGUGCCUCCUUCGCGACGGAGAAUUUAUGCCUGAUCAGCUACUGCAUCCUGCCUCAUCUAUGUAGCCUCGACAUUUGUACACGAUAGAAUGCGGAAGAGAGUGAGGUCGAUGUUCCACAAGUCUCCUUAGUCUGUUCCAGUCAAAGUCCGACUGAACGUUGUUCUGUCCUGGAGCACUGUAGGUUUUCGUCAUGUUUGAGAGCGAAACUAUGGGAUCAGGCCCAGAAAGAGACCCUAGCUAAACGCACUCGGCCAGAGCUGGGCAAUCUUCAUGCCUAUUUUUGACGAGACAGUGUUACCCCUUUUUCUCGUUUUUUUUUUGUCCGUAUCUCACACUUUUGUCCUUUUGUUUUAAAGACAUUGUCAUUCUCUUGGCUACGGCUUAGCUGGUCCAACGAUCAGGCCGUUUUAAUUACCACCCCACUGAAACUUAUCAUAUCCUCAGUUUGUCCGGGCUUUUCUCAGAAUUUCCUGAAGUCUUGAAAGUCAGCUUUAGCAAAACUUGCUAAGGAAUCCCUCAGUUUCCCUCCCAAUUUUUGAGUGGCUCCUGCCUUCUGCGUCUUGCUCGUGUACCUUUCCUUAUCAGCUGCAGCUACCGUGGUUUGAGAUCACCGCUCCACUAGCAAGCGCUCUUAACAAUACAUUCUCAGAAGAGUCUUAAAGUGUACUUAACGAUAUGGCACACUAAUCCCUGGAUCAGUUUAACCGACCAACUGUUGUUGGACCAGUUCAGCCCUAUCCGGUAUGUAUUCACCGUGGAACGUAUUCUCUUUUCCAAAAAACCUGGUUAUGGCGUGUUUCUUUAAUGUGAACACUGCGAUUGACGCCAGGGUUAAUUUUGAUCGCAACCAAUAAAACUUGUGUCUUUGACCCUGUGCUAGAUCAUGGGAAUGCAAAAUUGUUAUUUAGGGUCCUAAACCUAGAACUUUUCCUCCUAAAUUCCCGUCCUGGUUGACAAGCUAGGACGAGUAAUGCAGUACGGGCAAUUUAACUCUGACUUUUGGUGGGUACAUUUCUUGACUUUUAAACUGCCUGUGGUUAUGCGACCGUAUUCGACGACCCUAACCUGCGGCUUGGAGGUAAAGCGAAAUUCCAUCGUGCAGUCAGCCCUCUCGGUGACUCUCCGCCUCUUUUCGCAUCUGGAACUUCUCUAAGUGAGGCUAGUGGGGAACAUACAUAUCGGGUUACAAACUUCAAGACGUCAGUGUCUGUGCGCUGAGAAUUCUCUUUGGGCUUCGUGCGCCAUAGAUCUGUUGUUUCCAUUGUCAUAUUUUCAUUCCGAUCGUAGAGGUUGAUUGGCUCGCUCUUUUCCUCCCGACAGUUCGCAAUCAGCGCGAGAUCCUAUGCAAAAUGAGAUCGACCAAUCCGCGUGGACAAUCCCUCAAACGACGUCAACCUCCAGUCUUCCUGCCCCGGUCAGUUGUCGCCGAGGUCAAUGAGGAGACUAGCUUUCUGACGCGUAAGUCAAUUUAUUAACCUGUGUCAGUUUUCUGGCAGCUGGCUGAUCCCUCUAGAUUUUCUGCCCAUUAGUACGUCAGCCGGACUUCUCUGUCUGUCUUGAAUCUGCUUCACGCGGCACAAGCGGAUUUUGUGUCUAUUUAUUCUGACUGUAGUCAUGGCGCCACCACCUUUAAACGUCUCGUCGGCAUGUCGUCUGUCUAGUCGGGUACUUUGAAUAUCAGCCGUCAGUUUACUUUUCCUAGGCUGCUCCCCAGGUGUGAACUUGGACUCCACUUGUCUGUCUUGUAUUUAUGUUUACUCCCCGUUUGUCUGGCCGUCCCGGUCUCCUGUGUUGCUUCGUUCCACUGUCGGCUCGAGUCGUGCCACUCCUAUCGAUUGAGUCUUGGGAGCUCUCGGAACAUUCUGUGCCACAAUGUGUGUGUGUUGACAAAGCGUGCGCAAUUUUUGAUGAAUUUAUGUGCUCUAUCGCAUUGCCGCCUGUUUGUUUGCGAGUUGGGCAUAAACAGACAUCCCAGCUCAUUUCUUAUGAAAGCAGGUCGUGGGUGAGGGAAAACUAACACCUUUAGGGUGUUCCCCCUCAGACAGGCGAGAAACGCCUACAGUUCGUGACAUGACUCGUUAAAGGUGUCGAAAUUUACGAAUGACUGCUAAUCCCUCGCGAACCGACACUAGUGCGUAGACUUAAUACCAAUGUAAGUAAAUAACAAUUAUGUGGGAAUUAAAAAUAUUAAAGAAAAUUUAAAGACAGUGUUUCGUUGUUUAGAAAUGCCAAUUUGUUUUAGAAAAGUGGAAAAACUGGAAGACGUCAAAGGUUGUAAUUUAGUCUUGCAUAUACAGAAUGACAGUCCGUGAAAAACACUAAGUAAACAUGACAGCAUAAAUAGAAUAACCUCUGAAAAUAAUUAUCUAGUGAAGUUUUCAUUUAAAUAUCCCUUGAGAAUUUGGGCAAUUUCAGGUACGGCGGUUUGCCAACAGCCCUCGUUCUGAGCAUAGAUUUCAAAACGGUUUCCUGAAGACUAGUGACGUUCUUUACGCCUUUGGGUUGAUUGAGAUGCGGUUCAAUAGGGCUAACGGGAUUUUGCUUGAUUUAGCCAAUGGAGACGUCAUGAGAGCAAAGGUUUUCAUAAGGACACAUGUUGCCAAGCCGGUCAGGGACUAAUAAAUUUAAGUACAAUUGACAGGUGUGAUCGUAAACAUACAAUUUUGUUUAUAUAAAGAACGUUUCGUCCACGAAAUCAAUUUGCUCUUUGCCUUUGUUCUAGUUUACGUUGUGUUUCAGAUCGGCCUUGAAAUAUCGCUGAUUUUCAGUUUCCAAUCGAUUGCCUAUCUGGAUAGGUUCUGUAUUAUAUGCUUGUCAAAAGCUUUAAAAUACCUCUUGGAGGUAUUUAGGUGUUCUUUUUCAUAUAGAAAGUCGUUUGGGUCAUAUCUGAAGAUUCACCCAAACAGGAAACCUAAUUGGCGAUUAAAAUGAACGUCCACGAUGAAAGCCAGCAACGAAUGUGCCUGUGAUCAAAUCGAAAAAUUUCCUCUAUUAUGUUAUCUUUUAGGGAGUGCCUUAAUACGGCAUUCUGUUGACGGAUGUCUGUGCACAUUGCAUUUUACCUGUUGAAGCUGAGAAAAUAGUUGACGAUUUGGCCGUUUCUUUCAUUUUGCUAAGAGAUACUUAUAUUUUUUUACCGCAAACGGAAGAAUAUUUCUUACUCUUUAUUUUUCUUCCGUUUUCGAUAUCUUUGCUUACUUUAUGGCUUCGUUCUACGAUUUUUAAUGCACUGCGGAGUGGCCAUAUAAGUAAUGAUAUUCUGCCGAAACUAUUAAUGUUUUACUUUUUCUAUUUGUAUAUUACGUAUGCACAGAAACUAGACCGCAUGAGGAGUAAUUUUUCAUAUGUUCAAAACUGAAAAUUAUUAUUCGGUGGUAAUUUUUUCUGUGACAACAAACGGCAAAACGAUUUUGGCCUAUUUAAACGAAGGAUUGCCUGUGUGCGUUAUUACUGCACUUUAGGGCACCAACUCGCACAGAUGUGCUAACCGGACUUCUAAAAACUGAUAAAACGUUUGGUUCUUUAAAAAAUAACCUGUGUGGUAGCAAACUGAUCCCCGCGGUUAUCAUCGGACGAAAAAGUCGAUUUUCAAGUUCGGAAAGUUCUGUUUAGUAAAACCCUCGACAGUAUAUAACUCUCCUCUCAAAGACCAUCACGCUCUGAUGCGCAACCGACGUUUACGGCAGGCAUUAGCAUAUGAAAUUGCCCAAAUAUAUCACUAUCCAUUUCCACUCAUAUUUACGCACAUUUUGAUUAAUAAAAUUACCUAAACACAGUUUUUCACAGGAAAAGAAAAUUUCCUUGAGGAGGUUGGACGAGCGAGCAAAAUGCGCAACGUUUUAGAUGUCAGAAAAUGUUCGUAUCAGUUUAUGUCCUAAGGUUUCUUGAGAUAGGUCCCAUACUGUACAACCCGAAAUCCCGGUUGACUGUCCGGGGUAAUCGGUGCUUCUCCAACCCGUACUACGAGCUCUUGUUCAUUCUGAGCUGUUGUUCUGUGAAGAUUGGAAGUCUAGAAGUCGAUAACUGCAUUCGACAGUUCUAUUCUACCUCACAGCAAGCGCAUGUCGGAUAUGUUAAUCCCCUACCUCGCACGUGUUCUAUUCAUCAGAAGUUGUAAAUCAUGUCACUUAUCUGACCUAUUCUUGGGAAUAACAAUCCUUCUUCCUGCAGUUUCCGCGCUCAUCCACAAUACAAACGACUGUUUCGUGCACCGUAUUCGAUGCAACCUACGAAUUCGAAACUGAUUAGCAGGAUGUUGGGUUCACACAGGGCAAAUUAGGAUCGCUGCUUGUCGGUGGUGACCUCGGGCUAGUGAUCAUACAGGUUGAACUACUUUUUGCCGGUUCGACCUUUGAAGAGUCAUUUCACUUUUGUUGCACUGUCUAUGCAGUAUGCGAUAGGGAUAUGGACCCUUCUAAUUUGAUUCCUGUACAGUGUCUACUUAUUGUAUGUGGGUAGCCUAGUAUACAUUGACAGUAAUAUCCAUGGUCCGCCGUCGUUAGCACUGUGUUCUCUGUCUCACCGGCGUCCAGUCGGUGGAGUUGGUCGCUCUCAGUCCUUCUUCGCGAACUUUACCUGCUUCGCACAUCCAAGCCGCAUCUUACCUUGGCAUGCACUUUUGAUUUCCUAAAUGAGGAGUUUUCUUACGUGUGUCGUCUGAUUUCCUUUAUGCUCUUAUGCGAAGUCCAGUCUCUCAAUAUUUGCUGAUUUUUUUUCCUUUGUAAGCAUCUAUUUUCACUUCAAGUUGGAUAACUUCUCGCAUAUUUUUCCAUGUUUUUUUACACUUUAGCCAACACCAGACGAACCUAUCCAAGUCUUCCCCGCCCUAUCAACAGAGGUGCUGCCCUUAUCCGCGGUAUGUCACCUGCUGGAUAAAAAUUCUGUAUUUUUGACUCCUCUCUCCCCUUUUAUCGCAACUCGCCCCCCCCCCCCCUUUUGCUUCCACUAUACAGUCGAACCACCCUCCAGACCAUGGAACGCGGGCGUUCCUAAAUCCAUUCUACGAUCUCGGGUUGCAGAUCGCCAGCAUUGUCUUUCUCUAAUUGCACGCAUAAAUGAGCGUCGCUGCGCUGCACCCACCCACUGCUCCGACACCUGGGACACCGAUCUCCCCGGGCCUGAUCUCGUCUUCCUUCUGACAGCCCUCGUGCGCUCACCUCCGUCCCGCAGUCGAAGUCGACAGCCACAAGAUGCGGCGGAACCACGUCCCUUUGGUCUGGGCGCCUGGCUAACCUGUCAACGGAGCCUUCGCAUCUGGCCUGAUCGCCUUGCCUGUGCCGACCUCGACGGACCAGCGACCCUCCACAAACAUCCGGCCGAUACUAUUGGGGGACUUGCAGCCUCCGGGCGAAAUACAGUCGUUGCGGAUCAGCGUGUGCAGGCCUGUCUGGGACCGGAGGCUGCCUUUACUCGAGGCUGGGGUGAUGCCGUGUGUCUGACUUCUCUGCGGCAACUGCUUCACAGUCCUGCAGACUACUGUUAUGAUCUGUCGGAAAUUCUGGCCAGGUACGUUUGGCUGUUGUGAAACCAAAAAGCCUCAACGCAGUUUUUGCUUUUCAUUUUUUGCCGGGCCAAACUCUGAUGCUCUCGGCAAAUCCGAUCAGGCUGUGCGAAACUGGACCCCUCGGUCGUCCAAGACCUGGCUGAGCUGCGAUUCUGAACUCCGGUUGAAUGGGACGGAUUAAUGAUAGGAAUUUUUUCGCGUAGUUGCCGAAUUCGUGGGUGAUUGUUUUGAUUGUCUCUGGCACACCGGUUUACUGUUACGGGACUGUGCCACAGGCGUCAUGUGAAACCUUUUGGGAUAGCGGAUAAUAUUUCCAUAUGCUAAUACCGUUAAAUUUCGGGACCUUUUUUAAGUAGUUUGUUCCAACUUUGUGUCCAGUCACGCUUGAUGGGAUUACUGUUGUGCAUACUCGACGACUGCUUUUUCGUUACUUCCGGCAGUCUGCUUAUUUUGCAAGUCACCGAUAAAGAUGUUGCACCUGCGAAUCUACCAGGCCACCUUCAGCGUCGCCAGUUUAUAAACCCGUCGUCUUAAGGUUCUUGUCGUCCUGAAUACUAAUUCGAUUUCACAUGAUAGACCAGUGUUGGUUUGGUUGAAAUAGUACUUUUCCUGAAAAUAUCGGUGAACUGCCAAAGGACUACUCAAAGAAACUGACCUACGAAGGAUUGGGAUCAGUAGACCUAGUAUGCUGAGUUCAUUGGCACUGAUGUUCGGACUUUAUGCGGGGAAUUUCCCUUUGGCUUUUGAGUGUCAUACUUCAAAAUACUGCACCUACUAAUACUGCAAAGCAUACUAAGCUGUAUUACCCAAACAAGCCUACUGCGGCGCGCCGAAGUCUGUGCUUAACGACUUGCGAAUUUGAUCCCAGUUUGAAUGGUGGAAAGGUCUCCUUAGGUGUGUUGAUUUUUGGCAAUCGAUCUGAACCAACUUUCUACAGCUCUUGAUUCCGAUCAAUUUUUACACUGGUGUCAUUUUCUCUGAACCGGGUAGAGGGGGCUCACCGAUCGUUUCUACGGAACUCACUCGUCCCCGUGUGCCUUACGGGCUCUCUCAUGAGCCCAACCAGCAGUUGCACGGUGGCGCAUGAUAUAGGCAGAAUGGUAUUGCCGACAAAGACAAAGGAGACUGGAAUGAUCAUUUCUGGCUUAUUAGCUGGUGAGCGGCCAGAAAGUGUCCGAGCGAGGUCCGCUUUGUGCAGCCCGGGGGACCAGCACGUGUGUCUGUCCCACCCAAACUGGGCUGUGCAGGAGUUGUGCUCGACCAACACGGGGACCAGAUUAGGGAAUGUCACACCUUAUUGGGCUGCGCGCCCACGACAAAUGCUAUACAUGGAGGGGCGUGGUUGCACGCCUAGACACAGGUUCACGCCGCGCGAGCCACCUGCAUUCGAUCCCCCCUCUGGUCACCUUAACCCUCUCGUGACACCGUACCCACGUGAGUGGGAUGAUAGUACAUUAGAUGCUGCGCAAAUCGACUAUCACCACAAACUAACUUACGCGCAAGUCACUGUCCCUGGCUCCACUCUGCCGUAGGGCGCACGGCUGGACAUCGCUUGACUCCAUGGUCGAUCGGUCAUAUGAGCGACACGAGCGAAGACCAUUGCAUCUAAGCCCCUCUCCCGUCGUCUUGACAUGGUUUAACCGCGGGGCAAUUAUACACUUUAGAAAUCGAACUACAUGAACGCUGCGCAUUUCCUUUUCACUCAAAAGUUUUUCGCGCACAGAUCACCAAUUUCAAAAAUGACAGCUCUCUCCCAUCAGAGUUGAGGCUUUAGAAUCCCAUCACCAAGGUCUUAAUUUGGUUUCACCAGUGACUACCUCUGAUUUGUCUCUGAUCCUCAACUAGCCAAUCCGUAACCGUCAUUCCGCAUUACUGGAAUCGGUACAUGGUUGUUUGUUUUAGUGUCCAGCCCCUUGCUAUCGUCAAUUAAUCGGGUUCUCCUUUGUGCGUCCUCGUUUCCAGGUUUUUGAUCUCGAUCCCAACUGCCAUUUCGGUUGGUGCGCAAGUGAACGCCUCCUGUGCCGUCCUCCAGCACUGCGAGUCCCAACAGAGUGAUGCUAUUGCCUGCGUUGUAAAUUCCUUCCUUGUCAGCGCCGGUCUUUUCAGUCACUGUCAACCUGUGAAGGCGCAUCAACCAGAGAGCCGUACUACUUCUGCCUGUCCCUGCCGUUCACUGACCCUGCGCUCCUGGUUGCUUCCACCUCAACUGUACCAAAUAGCUAACAGCCAGUACUUCCAGUUCCCGGAUCCUCGUCUGAUUCAGUACGACUGCGGUAAGUCUUAACUCCCUCUCUUAAUUUGACUCAGCACACUGUCUACUUAUUGUAUUUAGGUAGCCUAGCAUUCACUGGCAGUAGUAUCUGGGGCCAACCGUUGUCGCCCAAGUCUAUCACGAUGCGUUAAUAGUCGUGACCUGGGAGGUUACCAUUUGACGAAAUAGCUAGGUCUUUCUCGGGAAUGAGAGUCAGGCUGUAAUGGCUCCUUCUCGAUGUGGCCUUUAUGGCACUCUCACGCGUGUGAGAUCCAACCCGCCUCCCUAGAAACCUGGCGCAUGUAGUAGGGACCGGGUCGUGGUAGCUCGCGUAUACAGCUUGUAUGGCUUUUUCAGCCGCUGCACCCGAGCCCAUAAAUCCUUUGCGUAGGCAGACCCAGUAGUUCUAGUGUUAAGCUGAUCUGAACGGAUUUUAUUUCCUAUUUAAUGUAAGAGGGCCUUUCCAAUCUCUUCUUUCAUAGGAAACAUGCAUGUACUGGGUUCCCCAUUUUUGGUCUUCACGAUCUAUGCUAACUGAGGAGUGUGCCGCAUUUAGGCAAGCCUUGCCCUCUCUGUCUUCAAGGAGGUUUACUUGAAUGAAUGUAAAAAUUGCUCUUUAAAAACUCAUAUAGCAAAUCAAAAGUGGCUUUUUCCUAAUUUCACGCCAAAACAUUGUUAAUUUAAUCCCACUUGUACGACAAAAGACUUCAUCGACCUCCCUUAUUUCGCAACCUCUGCCGGGCACUGGAAGUUUGCGUCUUUUGUUCUCUUUGAAGGCAAACUACAGCGCCUAGACAUGCUUCUUCGGGAACUGAUGUCUGGGAACCAUCGUGUACUCCUGUUUACUCAAAUGGCACGCAUGCUCGAUAUUUUGGAACAGUUUUUGGCCUACCAUGGUUACCGUUACCUUCGUCUUGACGGUACGACCAAAGUGGAACAACGGCAGGUGCUCAUGGAGCGCUUUAAUAUGGACUCGCGCAUCUUCGUCUUUAUCCUAUCAACACGAUCUGGCGGUUUGGGCAUCAACCUGACCGGAGCCGACACUGUUAUCUUCUAUGAUUCGGACUGGAAUCCCACAAUGGACGCUCAAGCCCAAGACAGGUUUGUCUUAUAAUGAAAAUUUAAUUCCAGUGUAACGUAAUAUAAGCGACCCGUUUUGGAUAUAGCUCUUUAAUGUCAGACUUUCUAGGGGGUAAUUUCGGUUCCUUAUCACUAGAGGCUGUUGAUUUAGUGCACUACUUGUAUUAUACGGUCACUGGUUAGGACACAUUACUUUGCCUACACUUGGCAACCAGUUUCUCCGACCGAACUGUAUUUUCCAAAAGUAAAUGGCAACCAGUGGACGGCCACUGAUCUUACCGCGUUCGGAACAGGGUGUUUUUGGCUCGUUAUCUAAUGGCAAAGUGAAGUCGAACGUACGAGCUAGUUGGACUCGGAGCGGCAUGUGAGGUCUAGCGUCGGUUUAUGCUGUUUUUUUGACGUAUCAUACUCUCCGUCGUGACUUAGCUAGGCUGGCCUUUUCGGGGUUCUAUCCUCUUUAUGAUCAUCGGUUUCCCCCAGUGAGCGCUAUUGGCUAUUUGUUGUACCUCGACGCUUCGAGAAAGUAACUGAACUCAGUCCUCUUAGUAGCUGGCAUUCUCUUGAUGAAUAGGCGAAAUUGCUCUUUGAAACGUCAGACAUCUAAUUAAUCGUGUGUGAAAAUCCGUUUCUUCCUAUUAUGUGUCCUAUGUCGCCGGUAAAACGUCGCUUUUUGCGUUUUCCUCUACUUCUGCUUGCCCCUCAGGCACUAGUUUCAAGGUUUUCAGUGAGCGGACAUAAAGUCGUGAUCUCAGACCACUAGGUGAUACAGAAGUUUGCAUGUUUGUUCAAUCUUCCCUUGCUUAUACCCGUUUUCCCCACCCCUUCCCCUCGUCAGAUGCCAUCGUAUUGGCCAAACCCGAGAUGUGCAUAUCUACCGCUUAAUCAGCGAGAGAACAGUUGAGGAGAAUAUACUCCGCAAGGCUAAUCAAAAACGUCUCCUCAGUGAUGUCGCCAUUGAGGGGGGCAAGUUUACAACGGCCUUCUUCAAACAGAGUAUCAUCUCCGACCUUUUUGCUGAGCCAUCUGGUCUUCAGGUGCGUGUGCCUCCUUUUUGUUCAUCAUACUCGCCGUUGUCGAAAAUUUGACUCCAAGUCAGCAGACAAGUAGUAAUUCUGUAGUCAUAACUGCCGACUGAUUCAACUUUGACGUCUAGCCAAAGUCACUUAAUCAAUGCAGCCAAUCAGGCCUGUCUCGCCAGACUUCUUCGCUUAAUCUGUCCUUCUUUCCCACCAAGUGCUGUUUGGCCGCCACUUCGUCAUAGAUGGAGUCAUUGUGUCAAGGUCGUGGUUUUGCACACUGUUAUGGCCCGCCUGGUACUUGAAAUCCCGUGGAGCGUUUACGCACUCGACCCUUGUCCCCAAUACCGAAGCAGCAGACAAAGAAAGCACGGCCUGCCACGGUUCGCGGCAUUCGGCCCAAUGACCUUUGGGAAGAGGGGAGUAGCCAAUGGGGAGGCGCCCGACUAUGAUGACAGCGCUGUAGAGAGAGUAAACGCACAUGGUCUCCAGUGAUUAGUUGUCUCUUGUCUUUGAAAGUGUAGGCACUCCGUACACGCACGUUUUGCUGAAACUAAAACCUUGGCAACCUCGACUCGGUGAUUUUAGUAAUAUGCUCUGUGUGACUGCGUUUCAUGGACGAACACCAUGUCAGUAUUAACUGGCCACUGUUUAAACUUACUUUCCUCUUCCUUCGCCAUCAAACCUUCCCCGCCUCCCCCCCCCCCUCUGGCUGUGGCAAAUAACGAUCUUGCUCUCCACCACGCCCUACUAGGAUCUUGCAAGCGAAGAAAAAGACGAUAAACAGGCCGAUGAUUCCUCCUCCCCCGCUAGGGCUGUCUUCAGUCAGGGCAACGCGGCAGAAUGCUCAGAAAGCGUGGAGGCUUCAACGCCGCCAACCCUGCUGACCACUCGAAGCGGCCGUCAGGUGCGCUGGCGAGGAUCUGCCCCUCUUCUAACCAGUCAGCAACAGCCAGAUGCCUCGGCUGCCUCAAUUAGUGAUUCUCAGUGGGUCGCGGCUCUCGAGGCCUGUGAGGAUGAGAACGAUCGCGCGGCCGCCAAGCGUGCUCUUGAUGAGGCCCGAGUGAGUAUUUUAACUUGUGUUGCUAUUGUUCUACUCACCCCUUUUCUUCCGCCUUCAGUGUUCGUUCACUUUCACCUCCAUACUCUCCGGCGCAAGUACUAGCCUUGUAUCAUUGCUAACGCCCUCUGCCUCUGUGUUUAUCACGCUGAAUGACGCCUUGAAUUGCGUUAUUUUCCCGCUUGACUGGCAAAUAAUGCGUGCAGUAGGCAUUCCUCGUCCUCACCACCGCUUUUGUCAUCAUCUAGGCCGACCUGGCAGAGUUUGACGACAGUGCUCCCCUCGAGGCAGGUGCUCUAAAGGACCCGACUACGGUAGUCACUCCUGUAGCAGACACGGAGGAGACCGUUGAUGCCACAAUCUCCGGGGCGCCGGGGGAGGAGGGCGCUUACCUUCUGGCUGGCAGCGCCUCGGAUCCGUUGGCACGGUUUGCCGCCCAUCGACGAAUGACGCAGCAGCAGCGAACUGCGCCAACUCCCUGUGCGGAGGAGACAGCCGCAGUCACGGAGGAGAACGCCCCAGAGUCGGUGGUUGAGCGGGAGCUAGCUGAAUUUGAGGCCCUUCUUCGCCCGAUUGAGCGUUUUGGUGUGAAUCACUUGGAGAGCUUCCAGGAUGAAUCGCUGACUAACGAAUUGGAACAGUUCGAGGUGAGAGAACUGAGAAGUUUUUAUCAUUGCUCCUUUUUUCAAAACAGUAGAGUGCACAUGUCGGGAAAAUUUGAAUAGGAAUCUCUUGCUAAGAUUUGACUCUUCUCUAAGAAGUAGCAGCGCUUACCGAUAGGAUUAGCGGUCUUGAGGAAUGCCGAAAUCAUGUAGCACUGGCCCGGACUCAGUGAAGGCGAUGAAGUGGCUCAUACUCUGUUAUAUAACGACUGGAUGGCCCGGAGUUUCCUGCAUUCAGGCUGGUGACAAUGGCGUUGGUGGUUGUCUCACCUACGGGAGCGGUGUGUCGGCUGCGUUUAUUAUGGCCUUCUGGAACUAAAAACCCGGGGAUUUCAUGGUUGUUUCCUGCGUAUCCGCUUAAUGCUGCUUUUGCUAAAUGGGACUGGUCCUAAUUUGCGUAGUAACACUUCAGUUAUUAGUUGGCGAUUUCAGAGUGAAUGCGACCUUUAACCAGUACCCUAAUCCUAACCUCAAACGGAAGCCAAAUGGGUCAGAUGUGAUUAUGGAGCCCCACAAAAUAACCCCAGAAAAUAAAUCCGCCAGCCACCUGUAAUGCGGGUUCGGGCUACCAACUGGGAUCUAGCCCUUUUUAUUCACGAUGUAAUCGCGUGUGUAGCAUAUUACCUUUUAAUGGUUAUUUGGAAUUAUAAAAUCAAGGAGAAAUCCUAACCUCUCGGGAUUGAUACAUAAAGGCCGUCCUCAUUUAAAACUCAAGCAAAUUGACUUUCUGUCCGAGACUGCCGGUAAGGAAUCCGCCGCGUUGUUUGAAAGUUGCAACAAGUUCGAUAGUACUGCAACUGCCUUUAAAGGCCGCCUUGCCCUCUCUACCUCAAACACCUCAAUUUUCAGGACCUGUUUUGUUUAGUUGAUGGGUUAUGCCUGCUGAAGCAAUGUCUCACGUCAGGCCCUUAAACCGUUUCCAAGGUGUACUCACUGGCUGAAGCUAGUUGAUCAGCAGUCUGCCUUCUCCCCGUCGAGUCGUGUAUCCAGGCGGUCUUAACUAUGUAACUGUCUAAACAAUUGCGACAUCGAAGCUGGUAAACAGUGCCAAGCUGCUUCCCCUGUGUUCAGCUUGCCAUUGGCCUGAAUGGCUGGCUUACGCACGAUAAUCUCACGUUGAACCCUCGUUUCUGACUGCCGCGACUUAUUGCCCGUUCAUUUUCCUUUUUCCUUUGAGGAUCGCAUCUUGUUUUGGUUCGAAAUCUCAGAUAACUAAAAUGAUACGUUCGGCCACUUUCGCUUUGAUCACGGAUACUUGCUGUGAUCUGUAAGCAUCAGUUACAUGUCCUGAUAAUUCCUUUACAGAACACAGAUUUGUGCGGGUUGAUAUUGCAUACUGGCAUGUAAUCCUGCCCUCGCGCAGCAGGGGUCGGCCACUUACUUCGUGAUUGGCUUCCCAAACGAUAGCCUUGACAAUUAAUUAAAACACAGACAUUUUCCACCUUCUAUUCCCUGAUUGGCUUGCUUUUGGAGCGAGAGCAUAACCAUAGAAUGUUCGCGUACGGUUGUGACGUGCCGAUUAGGUGAAGCCCGUGUAUAUAAAGCCCAGGGUCAGUCUGAGGUACCGUGGUGCGCUGGCCCACCCGUAUGUGAGACACGCACUCUUUCCUUAAACCGCGCUCCUCAAAUUCUCUCGCGAUCCGGACCUUACCAACUACAUCCUCCCCCUCCCCCCCACCCUCCUUCCAUUCCAUGGAUCACUUCUGAUUAUUUAUUGCAUAGGCGCAGCUGGAAGAAUCCAAGAAGACCUGGAAGGUCAAUCAACUGAAAGCUCUUCACGAAGCAGACGAGGAUAGGGCAGACCUCGAGGAGGACGAAAUCCUUUAUUGCGCCAGCUCCUACGACCCUGAGGCUGCGCGUCUCGCUGAACUGGAUGAGCUGGAGCGUGCGGAAAUGGAGGAGAGCCUAGAACGCUCCUCUCGUCCGUUUAAUCGUGGUCGCAGAGGCCGUGGCGGCAGAAUGCGGGGCGCCGGUCGAUCUCGUGGUGGAGUCCGAACUCGCGGUGGAGCCAGCAGUCGCCACGGCUCUGCCUCAACCUCUCACGCCGGAACCCCUGUUCCCCGGACGGACAGCGAACGCUCUCUUCACCAGGUACCACUUGAGGAGUUAUCUCCCUUUAUAUGCUGUUAAAUCCGUAAAUAUUUAGACAUCAGGGAAGUUGUUAUUAUUUCGACCGUCUACACCAGCAUAUUGAGACUAAGCUUAAGUACUAGGCAUGAACUGAAAGUGCACGCGCUCAGCCUUGAUUCGUGUACAUUUACGUCUGUUUACAUUUUUUUAUUCUUGUGUCCACCCUACUCUACCCAAGGAAUCAAAAGUAUUUAAGCAUAUUCAUGUAACCACGAAUGGACUGCUGAUUCUAAUGCCUGCUUGCAAAUUCCUUGUCGCCAAUGAGUGCCAAAAACUUGUGCCCUGAUAGCUGGGCUUUUUCCUCGGAGAUGGUAUGCCAGGCGUUAGUCGCAACUACUUUCAGUUCCUCUUUAUUCUUGCGACGUCUUACUAAGCAAGUUGCAUGCUCGAUUGUAUUCAGCUCCGGUGGCUGACUUAGGCAUUAGAGAACGAUCCACUGAUUCCCCCUAAAAAUUAUUGAUUCGCCUUCGCCACAUGCUGUGGACCGUUGUUCAUCGACAGUGUAAAGCGCUGUCCAACGUGUUUUCAACAUUUUGACCGCAUAUACGCAGAUGUUAUAGUUCUACGUACUUGAUCCUGCCGCUUUUGUCUCGUGUAACUUCAUCAGUAACCCCAAGAGAAUCGCCCGCGUCCACAACCAUGCAUUUCCAAGACCGGGCGAUCAGGAUCCGUUUCAUCAGUUCGCAGUGAAAUUGUUUCUCUGUUGCUGGUCCCCUGUAUUCCGCGCUUCUAACUCAAAUCUGUCUCUAGCCAUCCCUGGGAUCGCCGUGGACGCACCCAUUCCAGACCAGUCUGGAUGCCAUCUCUUUAGUUUUUCGUGAUAAAACCGCUCAUACAAGGGCACCUUGUCCGACUCCGUGUACUCAGGCAAAAUCGCUCACGACUGAAAAUUCGACAUUUGACCUGUAUGCCUGAGGUUCAACUUCAUAAGCGUACUGGAAAUGCCUGAGAGCAGCAGUAGCGUUUUUAGAGACCCCGAGAUUUGGAAUUACACCCCCAUUUACUCUCUCCAGUGCUCGUAACGCCUACUUUUUAAUGCACGCUAUAUGAAACUGGAGAAGCCAGAUUUGUCGCUGGUCGGAUUGGAACCGCUUACUUAUUUCACGGCUGCUCCGACGGUGCAUGUCUGUAAAUCUGACACCGGCUUCUGACGGACCGUAGUAGUUAGGCUAACGUUGGAGUGCAUGCCAGAAAACAUGAGCAAACCCACUCGGGAGUCAAACAGCACGUGACUGCAUCACAUGCCUGCAGGAAAUUGACUAGUUGCGUGUCUGUGUUCCCGACGGGGAAGAUGCGUCGGAGCUUUCGCCCAGGGCGCUGCAGUUUUUAUGUCGCGUGAGCUAGUCUAAGCACUAUGUCAUUAGUCCACCCUGGUUUCCAUGACGAAUUAAUGCAGAACCAAGUAAAUUAUAUUCCCAAUCCGAUCCCCCAUUUUCUAUUCUUUAUUCUUUCGAAGGUUCCCAAUGAUUAUGGUUGUCAUUAGAGUUGCUUUUUUGUUCUCCCUAUAGGUUUCCGAGCCCCCCCUUCCCCGAGGUCGUGGUGGUAUGGAUGCACACUACACUUUCGAUCGCAGCCGUAGGCGCGUUAGUAACCACGCCGACCUGUCCCCAUCCCCUCCUUCGAGUGAUGACGAAACGUUGAAGACCUCAUUCUCGAGCCGAUCUUCUGCACCUACCACCGGGCGUGUGUCAGGCCACUGGCGGCGUCAUGCCGCCGGCCACUUGCGCAAGCGGAUCACAGCCCCACCACCCUUCUAUUCCAGAUAUUGUGACUUUGAGAGUGAUGAUGGCGGCGAUGACAAUCUCAACCUGGAGGAGGAUCGGUGGCAGCCUAAUUUUCACUAUCGAACCACUGCGAGUAGCACCAGAGGAUAUCGCGGGCGAGAUCGUGAAACUCGGACGCCACCUGCAUUUGCGACUGGUGAUGUUGACGAUUACUAUUACAGUAAGGAAGCUCGCUCCCUACCGGCCGACUCCUUGCAGCCUCCUCGUCGUCGUGGACGACCGCCUAAGGCCACCCAACAACAGUAUUCGUCUCGGGACACUGCUCUUGGCCGUGACAGUCCUCGCAUGCUUGAAGCCGCAUCUACGACUGCCCCUUCGAGCACCUCGAAGCGUCAGACGGUGGAUGAGGGUGAAAAUGUAUUCUACUUCCCCACCAAACGACCUCGGACGGAUUCUUCCUCGACCACCACCCACUCCUACAAUUGCGAUCCUGCCGGGGUGAUCGCCACAGCAGCUGCCUACAACCGACCAAAAUUGCAACCGGCCGCCCCUGCUGCUGCUACGCCUCGUGCUUCCGCUAAUUCACAGUGGAACGCCGUCAAUCGAGCGAUGGCUGUCGACCACUCAGAUGUAAGUUUCGCCAGACUCCAUUUUAACGCUAAUUUUGAACGGCAAAGGCCUGCUUCGCAGUAUCUUGGGGAUCUGGAAAGGUGUAGGCAUAGGACGCACAGAUCCAUCGGGACUCUAAUGGUUCUCGCAACCAAAUACUUCCUUAUCUACACGUGGCACAAAAAUUUUCAUCUGAUGAGCGUAAGCGCCCGUCCCAUUUCUCGUCAAGAGCGAAACCCAGUAAUGACCCCUUGUCAGCCUGGCUUCUCUGUCCCAUUUGGUGUUCGGACGUUCACCACUUGAAGCACGCUCACAUUGCCGAUCCUGUACGACUUCUUGCAGAUAUAGGCAAAACAGUUGAUUUGACGAACAGUGCAUCAUCAUCUGGGCUUGCUAUCUACACCAUUCGCCUGCGCCGUGCUUCUACUUUGUCUAGCCCUCUCGUGGCCGACCUGUCUUUUUCAUCUUCGUGAUGUUCAUCCUGCUGUGUGGAUUAAUUGUUUUCCAGAUGCAACGCCAUCGCCCGACUUCUCCUUACCAGUCCAACCUGAGCACCACUGCCUCCUCCCCGGGCUCCUUCACAGUCAUCUAUCCCGAAUCCUCGCCCGCCGAGUCAGAGGCCCCGCCGACUUCAGCCGCUCUCCAUGCGACUUCUAAGUUCUACUCCAGCCUCCUCCAGCGCCCCCCAAUAACCCAGUCCGCCACAUCUCCCACACCCACCUUUCGGCAGUCUGAGCAGAUCUCAGGCGCUGGCCAUUCAUUUGUAAUCACACCCAAUGGGGUAAGUUGCGCAGUAGUCUACGGUUAAGUACAUUGGUCCUAAAGACGAUGCAUAGUUCAGAAUGGCUACUUCUGGCCUGUUUAUAUUUGUGAACCGACAAUUCCCCAGCCCUUGACCGGAACCCAGAUCCUGUUUGUGCUAGGGGGCUCAUGAUCUGUAGACUUCUAUCUGGAAUACCCAAAAUCACGUUGGGCUCGGUAAUUUGUAACGGCAAAGAUAUUUGACAUAUCUUCAUCACCCCAACAAUCCUAGCCCAAUCCCGUUUUGGCGAAUCAGAGGAAAAACAUCCGUGUAAUCUAUAUAGAGAAGCUUGGUGGUCGUCCGAGCCUCCGACGUGCAACCGGCUCUUGACCUGUGCGCGCAUAUGUCCGUUAGAGUGAUGUGGGCGUGAUUGGCUGUUGUGGGAAAGCCAGUCACUGUUAGCUUGCAGGGUUGAGCGGGUGAUUACGGAGUUUGUGGACGCCUGAGAUUGGCUGUCCUCGUGUCUGAAUGUACAUACAGUAGAUGUGCUAACUCAUGAAAUGUCAACCAAAAUUUCGAAAUGCGUUCUCGUCUCGAAAAGAUAAAUUAAGUAGUGUUGUAAAACUAAUCAUGAUGCAGCAUAAAUCUGUAAUGAUCCAGUUACCUCAGGGUGUCGGCUUUCGAAAGAACUUAUUUUCCGCUGCAUGCAAGAUCUAUACUCUGCAAAAAAUGACUACUUAAGUAGCAUGCAAUUUUGUCAUUGAUUUCCGAUGCAGUUAAAAGUUCAAUUAUAUCUCAUGGAAAACCUGCAUAAAAAUAUUCAUUCUUUUACUUAUUCGGUAGAAAAUUACGUCUUCUUUCAAAUUCAUACUCAAAAGAAUAGUAUAAUUCGGUUUUAAAAAAGUUUCUAAUUGUGAGAUUUUUUAGUACCGUUAAAUGGCCGUUCAUGAAACGUCAUGUAUCUGCAUUUACGAAUGUGGCUUGUAAAGUUAACAAUAUCGCUCAAAUCCACUGCUUAGUUUUAUGAACCUCAUAUGGUCUCCUCUUAACACCGUAGAGAAAUGCAUGAUUUUCCGUACACGGAAAAUAUACAGCUUGUAGUUUUGAAACCCUGAAUGCAAGUGUAACAGCAGGUCGGGUUCAAAAUUAUUCGGGAAUUAGAAAAGUUUUUUAAAACCGAAUUAUACUCUUCUUUUGAGUAUGAAAUUGGAAGAAGACGUGAUUUUCUACCGAAUAAGUAACAGAAUGUAUAUUUUUAUGCAUGUCUUCCAUGAAAUAUAAUUGAACUUUUAACUGCAUCGAAAAUCAAUGAGAAAAUUGCAUGCUACUUAAGUAAUCAUUUUUUGCAGAGUAUAGAUCUCGCAUGCAGCCAAAAAUAUGUUCUUCCGAAAGCCGACACCCUGAGGUAACUGGAUCAUUAUAGAUUUAUGCUGCGUCAUGAUUAGUUUAACAACACUACUUAAUUUAUCUUUUCGAAACGAUAACACAUUUCGAAAUUUUGGUUGACAUUUCAUGAGUUAGCGCAUCUACUGUAUGUUCCACUCGCCCGAAGGCUGCGGUCACGUGGCUGACAGCGCGGCGUGGGUACCAGAGGCUUAUACGCGCUUGAGGCGCCACAUGUGGCGUUCGCACACUUGAACGAAGUACGGAAGUUCCGUUUUUUCUCGGCCCUCCAGUCUGGAGACGUCGGAGGCAGUUGCUUAUCAAGGCGUGAUCAUUAAUAUAGUUUUUUUUUCAUCAAUGGAGACGAGGGCGACAAGUAUGAUCAUUUCUGGCUUAUUUCCCACUUUUCGUGAGCUCUGUCUACUCAGAUGGCCACCACAUUUCCUCUUACGUCCCGAUAGCUUAGAUCGGGUCUGAAUGGCUGUCAAGUUUCUUUCAUUGUGUUACCUCACCCUUGCACUGAAAUUUGCCAGUGGCGAAACGUUUGCCAGAAUGUGCGCAUCGCGCUCUCGUGAGGACUGUGCUACACGAAGUCUGAUCGUGCGGAAGCGAGGACCAGCAGGCUUGUGGCAUGUGACACGUUGCCACUGCACCCAAUCUCACGUCCAGUCAGUUUGCCUCGGAAAAUCCUUUUGUUACAGGGAGAGGGAAAAAUUGACCGCGGCCGACACUGAGGGGAUUCAUCCUCGAGAUAAACCAACAUGCCUCUCAUUGCAAUGAAUUAGUCGCGCUUAAAUCUGUCAUGGCGCACUAUCGUCCGCGGCUUAGAAGGUUGCCAGCUGACGCGGUAACCCCGUUCUGCUCGGAACUGAAGGCCAGGCUGCAAUUAUUCAUUUUAGUGCAACCUUUUAGGCAUCUCUCACUUAUAGGUGUUUCGAGGCUUCCACCCCGUCCCCCUGUUGAACGCAGGCCAAUGCAGCGACCAGUUCGUGUGUCGCCGGCGUAAGCAAGCUACCGGUCAUUGUGCUCGCCUCCACUUUAGGUCCGCUUGACUUUAUCUUGUCAUUAGAGCAAGACAGAUGGGUGCUGAGUUAGGUGAGCCGAAAGUCACCACUCGGGACAGUCUAACCGUUGUAUGUGUGCGUGUGACAUGGGUUGGAUGGGGACUUUAUAUGACAAAAUCCACUCCACCCAGUCUCAUCUCCACUCAAUCUCACUCUGGCAGGCCACUGGCACGUGGGGGAUGGAAUUGAGACCAUUGGCGUUCAAGCUAAGAUCCAAGGUUUUCCUUCCUCGAUAAAUGCAUAUACCCACCUUCAAACUAUGCCGAUAUGCUAACGGUCGUGAUUCAGUUGACGAAAUAAGUAGGUUCUGCACAGAACUGGGAGUCGGACCGCGGUGGAUCCUUCCUAACCUCUUUUGUGGCCCCCUUACCUGUGUUCAAUCCAAGACCUACAAGGUUUUUUCAUGUGGAGUUAGGAGCAAACACCUACCUGAUUCUUGUGAGCAGUGUUUCGACCAGUUCCCACGUUCGUCUCUUGUCCGCUUGACUUUUAUGUCAUUGGGACAUGGUGGACGUGAGGGAAGGAAGGAUGGAUGAAGUAGCUACCUCGAAUGUCGCCAUUGCACCCUUUCCCGAACAGCAAUGGUCCUCGUCACUUUCACCAAACGAACUCUCACUUCUAGGACGAAAUCUACUUAAACAGUAAUGUCGAUCUAUUGCCGACUUUGCUUUAUUGCUAUUUAUAGAAAACCCUGUAUACGGCCCUUGGAGGACAUAGCUGACAUGGGAUCCUAAAUAACCGGCUAUAACAACUCAGCAAUCUGAAAAUCAGAACUUGCGGGUGAUGUUUUCGUCAAUAGACUACUUUAUGAUUCGUGAAGCUAAGCGUUUAUGGGGUAUUAUCGAUACGAUGGCACAGCAAUUUUCGCUACUAUCACUAAAACGUGAGUUGGUAGAACAGUUGACUGUCUCAAGUAAGUUUAGUUGGCUGUUCGAAUUUUCGCAGCGGGCGAUUCCCACAUCUUUUCACGGAGACUGCAAAAUCGCAAUCUUGCGUUCUUACCAAAGGCAACAUCUUAUUAAUUCUGCACUCAAGUCUCUGGCGUUUCCUUUUUCAGCCGGGUUACACAAUCGGUCCAGUGGAUUGUGAAUUGUUGCCCCGAGCAUCCAAUCCCCGACCGCGUGCCGCUCAGCGGUCUGUAUUGCCAGGGCGACCUGCAACGGUUGUGCAGGACAAGCCAGUUAAUUCGGCUCUGGUAGCACCGCAACCCGGUCGUGGCUGGCCCUCCUCCUCUCCGAGUACUAUUGUCAACGCUACAACCUCAUUCCAGCCGCCUCGGCAGACCGUACCGGUCAAGCCCUCCGUCCCCAUGCGCUCAGCCAACAUCGCCCCCCCGCGACAGUACCGCCUGCCGGCUACCACCACCACCGCCUCCGUAGGGCUAGCGGAGCCAACUCUCACCGUCCAUUCGCUCUCUAACGGAUUGCCCUCCGUUCAGCCUGUGCGCCAGCUCCUCGAUCCGACAAGCCAGCCAGUGUUUGUCAUUACAAGGCAGAUGAAAACCCCAUCAGGUGCGACUUCUCUUGCACUUCGUUAAACUAGUGUGCGAACGUUGACAGUUGUAAAGUUACUCACUAGUCACUUCCAUCACAAGGCAAAGGAAAACCUCCCCUCCUCCUUGCAACAACCAUCACUUCCAAGGGAAGGCUUGGUUUGAUGUACAGCACGCCAUCGCUCUCUUGCCUCUGCUGUACAACUUUCUCCUCACGUAAUUGUGCGGGCCGGUCGCCACAGAAUCCAGUCAUAGUCAUCCUUUUGGCAUCGUAUAGCCCCCAGACGGUCGCAUAUCGGCAAGCAAUCUAUGCUAGAAAUGCGUCUUCUUUGAGGAUAGUUUAACUCCUAUGCCCAUUUCUGCUCGCGCUACGCCAAAGUUUAGGAGCACUAGAGUGAUCAUUUCGAGCUUAUUACCCACAGUCAUUCCGUGAUGCCCCUAGUGCUCGCGCAUUCGAAGCUGGAGCUGUAGUCCUGUGAACUAUUUUAGCAUUUAAGUUUAGUCUCCUAUCCGCCUGCCGAUAUUGCUGACAAUGUUUAGUAAACUGGAAAUAGUUGACGUAGCAACGCCUCUUAAUGGUGCUAUUGGUUGGCCACACGUAAGUUUGAAAGCCGAGCUCCCGAGUCGGUCCCUCUAAUUUAGUCGCGGUGGUAGUAGUAGUAGUAGUAGUAGUAGUAGUAGUAGUAGUAGUAGUAGUAGUAGUAGUAGUAGUAGUAGUAGUAGUAGUAGUAGUAGUAGUAGUAGUAAUGAUGAUGGCGAUGAUGUGCUAGCUCCACUACUUCCCUACGGUAUCGCCGCCGAGGUCUGGAAUCUCACUAAAUCCCCCUCCCUCCAGUUGACGUACCUAAUCCUGUUUAUACGCAGGCAGUUAUUUUAUUUUUUUCGCUCUAUACCGCAGGUGAAGUCUUUCAGCAGCGAAUCACCCAACCCGUUCAGCCGCCAACCCGAUUCGUGCAGGUGGUUCGUCGAAUUGCUCAGGGCCCACACUCUCUGCAGCCGCAACUCCUCAAUGGUAGUGCCACUCAUGGUACUCUAGUGGCGACCACUCCCACGGGCACCUUUGCUGCGGUUCCGAUGCCCGGUCAGCCGGUGCGUGUCCACGCCACUCAACAGCCGCCACCACCGCCACAGCAGCAGCUGCGUUUCGCCUCACCGGUCUCCACCGUCCUCUCCGCCUCACCCCUAACCCGCGUCUUUCCCGCCAAUGCCUCCAACCCGCUAACAAGGGUGGGAGUAGGACCGAAUGCUUCCGCGCGGGUCAUCCGAGUUGUCAGAUCUGGAGCUCCCGACGCUAUUAGAAUCGUCCAGCCACGCAUACCUUAG